Molecule: messenger RNA, 722 nt
Organism: Neopelma chrysocephalum (saffron-crested tyrant-manakin)
Lineage: Eukaryota; Metazoa; Chordata; Aves; Passeriformes; Pipridae
Product: spectrin beta chain, non-erythrocytic 5-like
Exons: 3
Biological process (GO): actin cytoskeleton organization
Cellular component (GO): cell projection; plasma membrane; cortical actin cytoskeleton
Molecular function (GO): actin filament binding
Source: RefSeq, a predicted model, not a curated record
UAUGUGUUAGGUCAGGAAGUGACAAUUGCAGUUGGCCCUUUACAUAGCUGUGACAGCAAGCUUUGUUUAUGGAAGCAAAAGUGAUAUAUUCUGCUGCAUUCAACAAAGGAAGAAAACUUUGCCUGCUCCCUGUGCUAUAGGAAGGGGAGAAGAUGCUCCAUGAAGGGCACCAUGCCUCAGAAGCCAUUCAGUCCAGACUACAAGAAAUGGAUGAGCUAUGGGAGGAACUGCUAGCAAGUUGCCAGGAGAAAUGGAUCAAACUGCAGGAUGCUUACAAGGGUCUUCAUUUUCAGCGAAGUGUAGAGGACACAGAGAAAUGGUUGGAAGGUGUGGAAAAUGAGCUGAAAGCACCAUACAGUAGCAAUGAUCUGGUGGUUUUGAACAGUCAUCUGAAGAAACAAGAGGAAUUGGAGGAAGAUAUUGCUGGCCAUAGGGACCGGGUGCAAGAGCUUGUGGUCACAGCUCAGCAAUUCCAGAAGGAGAAACACUUUCUUGCUGAUGAACUAGAAGAGAGAGUAGAUCAACUGGUGCAGAGAUACAAAAGAUUACGUGAUCCUCUGCAGGAGAGACGUGGGAAUCUGGAGGCAAGCAGACUUCAGUACCACUUCUUCCGAGAUGUUGAUGAGGAGUUGGCUUGGGUUCAUGAGAAGCUCCCUCUGGCUUCCUCCAGGGAUUAUGGCCAAUCCUUGGCAACUGUUCAGAGUCUACAAGAAAAGCACCAG